Molecule: messenger RNA, 1758 nt
Organism: Hypoxylon fragiforme
Lineage: Eukaryota; Fungi; Ascomycota; Sordariomycetes; Xylariales; Hypoxylaceae
Product: FAD/NAD(P)-binding domain-containing protein
Exons: 2
Coding region: 1-1758 (585 amino acids)
Molecular function (GO): oxidoreductase activity
Source: RefSeq, a predicted model, not a curated record
AUGACUCAGAACGGUAACACAACUCAAGAUGGCCGUAAGCGAAUUGUCGUGGUUGGUGCUGGCGCUGCUGGCAUGUCUACGGCCUACCAUCUAUCACAACAUCCCGAAAAGUUCAACGUAACACUUAUAGAUGCUGUCGAUUAUUGCGGUGGACAAGCGUUUUCCAUCCCGCUUGAAAAGGAACGCCAUGGGGCAUCGUGGUGUAACCAGGGGGUCCAGGGCGGCUCCUAUAUCUUUCAUCAUACGGCAACUAUGUUUCACCGGCAAGGGUACCACGCAGACCCUGUAAAUCUUCAAGUCUCUUUCGGGAAAGACGACACAUUCUGGUCUAAUGUGUUUCCUACCAAGUUAUUAGCUCAACACGAGAAAGAGAUUAGACGCUUCCCAACAAUGCUGAAGCUGAUGCGCUGGUUCGAAGUGUUCUUCGCCUUACUUCCACUCAGGUUCGUAUUCAAGAUGUUUCGAUUCUCGGAGGAAUUCAUCAACAUCAUUGCCCUACCUAUGACGGCCUUAUUUCUAGGAACCGGGAAUGCCACCCCUGAAGUUCCGGCUAUCAUGUUCGAACGACUGUGUACUUCGCCUACAUAUGGAAUGUGGUAUGCGCCUGAUAAAAGCACAUUUGUCAACAAUCUACCUCCGAUGGUCGUCUUCCCCAACUUCUCGGAGUUUUACGAUAGCUGGCGGAAGGAUCUUGUCUCGCGCGGCGUCAACGUCCGCUUAUCCACAGAACUCGUCGAGGUCGUUAGGAGGGGUAACAGUGGAGUGGUCGUCAGACUCAGGUCUUACACUCCUAUGCCCAAUAGACACAUGCCUACUAACUGGAAUCAUGAUGCCCCGGUUAAUGAAGAAGUGUACGACGAGAUUGUGAUGUGUUGUCUUGCCGAUACUGCAAAGAGGGUGUUAGGUCAAACGGUGACGUGGAAGGAGAAGAGGGUUCUUGGCUCAGCAAAGUUCAGCGAUGAUAUAACCAUCACUCAUAACGACGCCGACUACAUGAAGAAGCACUAUGAGAACUUCUAUCGGGAAGACUUGGCCGUGGCCAAUAUCAACGGUAUCGAUCAGACCUCGCGGCUCGAAUUCGGGGCAAGGAACUUCCGGCCGAUGUACUACAUCAAGAUGUAUCCGGAAGAUAAGUCGAAGCUCGAGAUGUGCUUUGAUACGACGAAUUACCAAAGCCAGUUCCCUGAAAAGGUGCCUUUCGAGCAGCACAUAUUCCAGACCAUCUUUCUCAACAAAGACCGUGACAGGAACCUGUGGACAGAUGAUGAGAUUCGAGAGGACAAGGUUAUUCGGAAGGACUGGUGGCAUCAGCUUUGCCAUAGCUACACGCACUAUCUGUUUGUGAUUCCCUGGAUGAUGUUCCUCCAAGGGAAAAGCCAUACGCGUUACGCGGCUGCCUGGACUUUGGUCAACGCCCACGAAGUCGCCGUUAUGUCGGGAAUUGCGGCAGCCGUUGAUCUCGGCGCCGAGUAUCCCGAGGAUCUCGAGAACGAUUCAUUUGCGUUCCUGUGUUUCCGGCUCUACUACCUUCUCUCGUACGGGAAGUGGUACCAGCGAAGAUACACUAAGAAAAAGAGGGAGCCCACAACGCAGGCUGCCAAAGAGGGCAGGAGCUGGGAGACAGGGCUCUACGGAAGCGUAUACCAGGGCCCCGGCGUGUCAAGAACGGAGCGUCAGACGUGGAAAGAGGAGCUGAAAAGGGGCCUUAGCACUCCGAACUUUGUCGACGGGAAACCCACUAGUAGCAGUCUGCGCUGA